Molecule: messenger RNA, 963 nt
Organism: Fusarium sp. VM40
Lineage: Eukaryota; Fungi; Ascomycota; Sordariomycetes; Hypocreales; Nectriaceae
Source: the annotation of a GenBank genome assembly
AUGUCUGAAAUAGUUGAUUUAACAGGCUCAUCACCUGUGGUUCCAACUCGUCAGACUCGCAGCUCAGCCCGCCAGACACUCUCUCCCACGGCUUUACUUCCUAAAGAACACCAAUCCUCGGAAUCGUCACUCAAUAAACCAACAAUAGAACAUAUCUUUCUUCACCGUUCCCUUUCCGACCUUCCCUGUCCAAGAGAGGAUCAUGGUGCCCUCCGCUCUAAACGCACUUGGCUCGCCUCUCAUACUAUUCCCCUUCCCCAAGAUGUCGUCCAAUCUCUCACUCUCCAUCCAAAUACAUAUCAAAACCCUGUAGAUGCAACAUACGUCUUUGCCCAGUCACAAGCUGGGACAGCAGUGUGCAUCUCUCCUGAUGGCGUCCUCCUCACUUGUGCUCACUGCGUUGCAGAAACACCCUCAGAACUCGCAACCACCUCUUCAAGGGCACUCAUAUCCUCAAGUGGGAACCUGGUCUCAGCAACAGUGAUAGCAUGGGAUCCAGCGCGUGAUCUUGCUCUUCUACUCAUCGCCAAAGCUGAAAGCCCCUACAGACCCUUUCCAUACGGCCGCAUAGGAUCGUCCCCUCCCAAGUUCAACUCCAAGCUCUUGUGCAUAGGCCAUCCCGGCUCAGAGGACCUAGAGGCAGAGCGCAGCGGUGUGAAAACAGAGUACGACACACUAAUGCUCAGUGAGGGCACAUUCCGUGGACUGGCAAAAGACCAAGAUCCGCAGGACAAUAGCGAUAUUGGUGCUCUGAAGCACAACUGCUGGACGUACUGGGGACAUAGUGGCGCGGGAUUGUUUGAUCGAAAAACAGGGGCUUUAGUAGGUGUGCAUUCAAGCUGGGAUGAGAAAACGGGCAUGAGGAGAGGAGUACCCCUUGAGGCGGUCGUGGCAUUCCUCGAAGAGUUUGAGGCGAGCAGGAAGAACAGGUUUGGAGAGGGAUGGCAAUGGUACGUAAAGUGA